AUGGCGGAGACGUUAAGCGACGAACACGUCCUUCUUCUUGAGAAAACGCUGCAGAAAAACAAUGAAAUGAUUGCGGAAAAUCAAAAGCUCCGUGAAGAAAUGAAGGCGAAGGAGGAAAACCAUAACAAAGUUCUGCGAGAGGUUCUCAAUGAGCUUCAGAGCAUUAGACAGAAGCAGGACAAUGGAAACCGAGUUCGGCCCGAACGCCAACGAAAAACGAACAAAGUCCAAGUUCCUUCAACCUGUCGGGUCAGUAUCCCUAUAUGUGAUUAUCAUUUGCUAAAAUUUUGGUUUAACAGGUCACAUUAAUUGUCUCUGUUCGAAGCAAAUUGAAAAGAGAGCGCGGGAACAAUGAAUCUGACAGAGAGAGAAUAAGCUUAAUUGAUUUAAACAACAGUUCAUUCAUCUACCUUUGUUUGCAACGCAAAGACACAUUUUUAAAGUGCGAUUUGUUUGCUGCUUUCUCGACUAUACUGUUGAAGGGAAAAAAGCUUUUGUUUGUGAGGGGGCGGAGGGUUGUAUUCGACCUGUGUGCGGGUAUGGGUGAGCUGCUGAGUGUUUGAAACCCUGACCAUGUUUUGGAAUACACAAUUCCUAAAAUACAUACCCCGUUUAGGACAACACCCUCUCACGUUAAAAAGGCUUAAAUUUUCACUUUGCAAAUGAAUAGGAGCCUGGUAUUUCCUUCUUACUUAAAUCUUUUCAAAUUAGAAAAUAAUUGUUUUCUUUUGAUAUGCACAGGGUGCGACAAUGUGCUGUCCAAUAGCCCAGGGUUAGUGGAGCUUCCUGUUGUGCUAGCAUGUCGUUCAUCAAUAGUAACGGGCAAGCAGCAUUUGCUGAGACAAAGUAUAUGCAGUGUUGCAGAUAGAAGAUGGGCCUCGGGUCAUUGACCCAAAAAAGAUUAAGGCUUCCUGACCCAACAGAUGAAAUAUAAAAUGUUAAAUAAAUAUGAGAAAAAAAAAUGUGGUCUGGGUGAUCCCUCAAAUGGUCUGCAUGACCCCGCAACCCCCCCCCGGCCCCCGCUUGAAGUAAUUAACGGGAAUGCUGUAGUAUACAUGUAUGUUAAGUGAAAAGAGAAGCUGGUUGCCCUGCGUGUCUGCUUUUCACUAGAAAUUGUCAUUUCAUGCUGAUGCAGUAUCCUGUAUUUGGGGUUCAUGAUUUAUAAUGACAGAAAUUAAUUAUAUCAUUCUGCAUUUUUUAUAGCGCACUUUGCGAAAAGUGGUGAAGACACUAAAAACCAAAGACGAUUUUCCUGGGUUCCAUCUAACAGAAAGGUAUAGAACAACACAGCAAUAAUCGAACAGAAACUCUUUUAAUAUGUGUUUUGAAUCUGUUGUGUGAAAGAAGAAAGAGUGCAAAAUAAUAAUAAUAAUCAACUUUAUUUUUCGAGGGUGGCACUUGACAGUAUAAAAUACUGAUAAACUUGUGGCCCUCAAAAAGGAGGCCAAAAAAAUUUUUUUUCGUGCCACGCUUGGAAAUUUUGACCUAAAAUUCGGCCAACUUUUCGCGACCGCGCGGAGGAUUAGGUCCAUGUGAAUCAAAAAAAAAAAUGGCGGCUCAAAGGGAACAAGACCAAGUGGAAAUUAUUAGUGGCAUUAAAGGAGCAUUAAAUCGCCAGAAGUCGAAUUUUUCCCGGCGGAUUUCAAAUUUACAUAAGCUAAGAGAUCUAGAUCAAACUUUUCAAGCGCUAGGGAAAGUGGCCGAGGCUGUUGUGAAGGGAAAAUACGGUCCCCUUCGGGAUCGAUAUCAGCAUGAAAUUUGUCCCAUAUCUUCCAUGUUGGAGCACACAAUGAUACGUGCUAAGAAAGGCAUUUAUCGCCGACUUAGUCCGCGGAUGAGUAAAAUCCAUCCUUGGAUGAUUUGUUUUGACGUCCCGAUGCCACAGGAAGUGUUCAAUUUAUUGAAUAAAGGGGUUGUAAAUCUUACACGUUUUGGUGUAGAUGUUUUGGAGCAGCCUUAUUCAGUCACAAUAACAUUCUCAAGUAUGAAAAGACUGUGUGCCCUAUUUAAUAAAUUUGAGGACUGCCAAGGAUUCACAAAGAAGCUAGGAGUUGGAAAAGGGGAAGUGAACUCAUUGUUGAUGAAAGGAAGAAUGGAAUUAUGAAAUAUAAAUAUAAAGAAGAAAUGUUGGAAUUGAAAUUCCAUUAUGGCCAUUGGAAUGCCUUUGGUAUCCUUCAUCAUUGAAGAGCGAACACUGUUUUCUAUACAGUUACUAAUGAGUUGAGGUAGCAACAUAUAUAUAUAUAUAUAAUUAUAUAUAUGUUGUAGUUAGUUUUUUUUAUCUCAAGUAAUUUUUAUUUUUCCUUUGUUUCAUCUUUAUUACCAUACCUAAAAACCCUGAGUCGAAUACCAAUGAAGACAAUUGGCAGAAGUCGCAUUAUCAACUUGGGAUCAUUUGAGUCACCCUGAAUUGCUUUCACUAGAUACAUAAAGCCAUGCAAGAUUAGGCGGGAAUCUUUGCCAGUUAACCUGUAAGUGAAGUCUUUAUCUUUAGCUCUAUCCUCAAGGAGCCACCUACCUAGUUGUUUUUUCAUUAUCCCUGCUUUAACAUCUUGUUUCAUGGCCUUUGAAUAUCUGGACAUUGUCGAAUUGGAGGGCAAAUCAUCAAGGCUAUUUAAUUUUGGGGGGGAGGCUACUUACAGAAAUAGCAAGAUCAAGUAACAUUGCAUGAAAAUGUUGGACACCAUUAUUCUUAAGGUGAAGUGGUUCAACAACUUCCUUGUCACAUAGCUUACCAAUUAAUGGUUUGAAUUCUUGUCUGGAUUUUUUUACAGCAAUAAAUUGAGUUACUUUGGAUCUCUUUGUUGAUACUGCUUAAUGACUAGGUAUUUUUUUCUUGAAAUCUUCAACCUGUUUUGCAACAUUGAUUCUUUCUGCAUACUGCCAAGGCUUCCACUUACAAUCAUGAGAUUCUCCAUACUUCCCAUUCAGUGCAUUACAGUCAUCUUUGGAGACAUUAGCGAAGCUAGAAAAAUAUUUAGCCGCAUUACUUAAUUCCCCAUUUAUAUAUGCAAGGAGUUUCAUAUCUCCUGGCAGGAGAUCAAAAGAAAAGGUGACAUUCUUACCCAAUACUGUGUAAGAUUUGCUCUCUAUUUUUUCUCUGUCUGUAGCAAGUUUCGCUGUAAAACGAGAAACAACCAUGUGGUCCUCCUUACAAUUACCUCCAAAUAGCAAAAAAUUGUCAUUGGGACUAGCUACCCUGGGCCCCACAUUCAAAAAACUUAUCAGCCAUGACAUAGAUUGAUCCCAUUUCCCAAAAGGAGCCCCAUCACCCCCUAUGGCAACCUUAAAUGCUCCCUCCCUCUCACUGAACCACAUCAGCUUAUCCCCAGGUUUCCUGUACUGAUCAGUCUCAAAAUAGAACUUGGCCAGCAGAAGUAAAAAGUUCUCCAGGUUUCUAUAGACCCCAUCAACCUGCUGAUCAGGUGGAAGGUCAUGGCAUAGGGUUUCCCUUAUUGAAUAAAAUUCCCCCACAUCAAUUUCUUCAAUUUUUUUCAUUAACAACCGAUAGGGAAUGAGUUUAGGAAUGGGAUACCCAUACCAAACAAAACUCUUUCUUUUGACACAGAACCUAGUUUCUUGGUGUGUUUCUUAGUAUUUUUCAUAACAAGAGCUGAUCUUGUUUUUUCAUAUUUUACCUUUCCCAUCAAUCCUCCUGCAUAAAGCUUAGAAAGUGAACGAAUGACAUUAUGAUCACUUUGCUCAUACUGCUUAACCUGAGGUUUUAUUACUGCUAGACUAGCUUUUCUCAUCUUUUUUGAUGAAGAAAAGUAUUUAGAUAGAGCUGCUGUCUUCGCAUAUUUAGUCAGCGUAGAAAACAUGCCAUCCUAGGCUGAUGAGGACCUGUCUUCAACAGAUCCACCAUUUACCUCUGUUGCUGCAACCAACGUUUCAAGUUGUCUUCUGCUGGCACUUCGCUGCGGCACGUUUAGCUUUCCAUCAUCAGUGAGCACAGUUGGACUUUUUUUUCUUAGAGAGGAUGUGUUAGCUGUCACUUCAAAAACUAACCUUCUUUUAGUCUUGAAAGCGGGAAGAUCAACUUUUACCGAAUCAACAUUUUCUUUUAUGCGAGUUUUCUGCAAGUCCAAGAACGUAAGUUAACCCUUUAAGCCCUAUGAAUGAUCAGCAUCAAAUUUCUCCUUGUAAUAUAAAUACUUUGUUAAACAGAGUGGUCAUGAGAAUUGCGGACAUGAUCACACAAGAUGAGUUUGCUUGAUAUUUUAUCAACUUCUUCCCACUUCUUCUGUACGAAAUGAAUGUAGCGAAUUUAACUUAGAGAACAUUUACUCUGGAGUAAAUUUUAGCGGAUCGAUGGAAAAAUCGCAAAAAUAAGAACCCGCAAAUUUUCGUGCCACACGGUAGUCCUCUCCUUUCACUAAAAACCUUUUUCAAGCUAAACUUACCUUAUUCUUGAGUCGCUGAAGCCUUUUUUUAAGGUACAAAUUUCCUUUGAUUUCGAAAGGUACUCAGAGCGUAGCCCUCUGGUUACUGAGCUCCCCAACAGGAAAAUUUGACUUGCAUUUCUUCGAUGUAGUGCUCUUUCUUCGUGACUUGCUCCCCAUGUAAACCGCUCAGCGAACCAUAUAAACGCAAAAAUCUCUAAGAAGCAGAGGCAUCCGGUAAAAAACCAAAACGAGGAAAACACAGCCGAGGUUUCAGGUUUUCUGUUUACGAUAACAUACCUGGCAAUAAUACGUUUCCCAGCGAGAAAAUUUUCGACAAAAAUACUCAAUUUUUCUUGAAGGACUGAGAACUCAGUGUGCAUGAAACAGAGAGUAAAAGUACAAGGAAAAAUUUUGCAGAAGAAAGAUGUAAACGCAUGCAAAUCGCAUAUCAACAGAAAGCUUAAAGCCUGUAGAAAUUUGUUUUUGAGUGGGAAAAACUCCCCUAGUACCCAUUCCUCCGCAAAUGGCCAAAUUCUGACCAGGACUCUUGAGCGAAAAUGGCUGCCAAAUGACCGCGCUAUAGAACUGCUAAUUAGGGACUGGAAACUGGGGACACUAAACUUAGCCAAAAUUGGCACAAAAAUUUCCAAGCGUGUGCCUCCAAAAUAGCAUAAUCUUUAUGGGUGACCAUCGUGUCAACAAACAUUGGUAAUGCAUACCAAACUUAUCUCACUGGAGAAGGAGGGAAGGCAUUAAGAUAAUUCUAAUUGUCUCUGUCUCCUUCCUUAUAACUUACGUUUAACAGCAAGCCGUUUAGCAAGCAUUUUGUAUAUAAUUUCCAGACUCUUAAAGCAACUUGUCACUGUGGCUAUAACAGCAUACCAAAUCUCAACCUUAAUUUAAUUUUUCUUUGUAUCAACCUUACUCACAUUCAUGAUUUUGACUGUAAAGACUUGCAUCUGUUGAGGCUAAUGUUUUCAUUAUAGACCUGUUCAUUAAUUUAUAUAUUCAUUCCUUUGUUUAGUCUCCUGAAUUAAUAAGGCAAUAAAUAUUCAGGUAGAAAUCCAUUUAAGGGUCAUAGAAUUACAACUAUUGCUUGCUUUGCCAGCGGCAUGUCUAAAAUGCAGGUCACAGCCAAAAAUUAACUCCUUGUUUGAGUAUAUGUACCAUGGUUUUCAGUAAUCCUACAAAGCUAAGAAAAGUAAAAGUAUUUUAAACUUGUAUAGUGGCUCAUUCAUUUGUUUGUUGAUAUUGCAGAAGCUAACGCCGAGAACCCUGGCCUGAAGAAGAUUACAUGGCCAACCAGCAAAAAGGCGCAGCUGGCAGAAAUUUUAUCGGAGGAUUAUAUGUCCUCUGAAGAGAGUGAUGUGGAAGGCAAGUUCUUGGUCAAAGAGCUUGCCUGGGAGAGUAGAAAACUCGAGAAAAGAAGGCAGCAGUUGGAUAAAUUUUAUAAUGAACAACACAGCAAGCGCACAAGGGAGCGCCUUGUGAAGAGAGUUCGCGGUGAGGUACUCUCAGCACAGCAAAAGCCGGUUGAUUGCCCAGAUUGGGAUGUAUAA
This is a messenger RNA of Porites lobata, 5944 nucleotides long. The record is from the annotation of a GenBank genome assembly. Lineage: Eukaryota; Metazoa; Cnidaria; Anthozoa; Scleractinia; Poritidae.